Salarias fasciatus (jewelled blenny) is the source of this 4131-nucleotide messenger RNA. It is a transcript of the gene mst1rb, whose product is annotated as macrophage stimulating 1 receptor b. NCBI's taxonomy places the organism in Eukaryota, Metazoa, Chordata, Actinopteri, Blenniiformes, Blenniidae. Bases 1 to 4122 code for a protein of 1373 amino acids. Gene Ontology annotation, cellular component: signaling receptor complex; plasma membrane. The record is from RefSeq and is a predicted model, not a curated record. The transcript has 20 exons. Gene Ontology annotation, biological process: nervous system development; cell migration; cell surface receptor protein tyrosine kinase signaling pathway. Gene Ontology annotation, molecular function: ATP binding; protein binding; transmembrane receptor protein tyrosine kinase activity.
AUGGUCCACUGGACCACACAGUGGGGGACAUGUGUCUGGCUCCAGACUCUCCUGGCGUUUGGCCUGACCGCCUGUCCGUCACAGACCCCCAGUCCGGUGAACUUCUCUGUGGUGUACACCAUGCCCUUCUUCCAAGCCCGAGGCCCCAUUCAGAACAUAGUCAACAACUCGUAUUUCCAGGAAGUGUAUGUGGCCUCUCAAAAUGUGAUCGAAGCUGUCAACAGAAGCCUGGAGAAGGUGUGGGAGCUCCAUACGGGGCCAGUGGGGAGCCCAGAGUGCCAGAUAUGUGAUUUGUGCGACAUUGACAAGGAUCCCAACCUUCUAGAGGACACUAACAACCAGGUCUUGUUGUUGGAUACUCUCUUUAUGUAUUUAUAUUCCUGUGGAAGUUCUCAGUAUGGCGUGUGCUAUUUCCACCAGCUGAACUCAAAUGGAGAGCCUCCUUCUCCAUCGAGGUGUUUGUUCAGAAAGGAAUCGAACUCUGCAGCUUACUGUCCUGACUGCGUGGCGAGCCCUCUCGGUACCAAAGUCACCAUGGUGGAGGAAGGUCAGACUCUCUACUUUUUUGUUGCCACUUCUGUCAAUGACAGCGUGACUGAGCGUUAUGGCAGGAAGUCUAUAUCGGUUCGCCGACCGCUGGCGACAGAGGAUGGUUUCUACGGCGACGUGCGCAGCCUGACUGUCCUUCCCAGCCUGCGGCGGACGUACCAUAUCGACUAUGUCUACAGCUUUUUCACUCAGGAGUACGUUUACUUCCUUUCGGUCCAGAGAGAGAGCCCGGACCUGGACUCGUCGCCGUUUCAGACUCGCCUGGGACGCCUCCCUCGAAAUGAAUGGGAGAUGAAGCGAUACCGCGAAUUGAUUUUGGAGUGUCGCUUUGAACCAAAACGCAGGAGGAGGAACGCAGCCAGCGAGCCGUAUAAGGACGUUGUCUAUAACGUGGUCCAAGCCGCUCACUUUGGCAAGGCAGGCAGGGAGCUGGCGGAGGAGUUAGGGGUGGAGGAGGAAGAUGACAUCCUCUACGGUGUGUUCGCUGUUACUGAUGACAAUGGGGUGACGGAGCACGACUCCGCCCUCUGCGCCUUCCCCAUGGACAUUGUCAACAAAGCAAUUGUUGAUGGGGUGGAUGAUUGCUGCAAGGCCGGACCAGAACAGCUCUCCAGAGGCCUCUGCCAUUUCCAGCAGUGUGAGAGCUGUCCACAUGAGAGCAUGGAGAACAAUGCGACGUGCAGGGACCAUCCCACCAUGGUGUCCAAGCCGUACUACAGAGUGGACCUCUUCAACAGGAAGAUGACCAACGUGCUGCUCACCUCUCUCCUGGUCACCACCAUCGACAACAAGACAGUCGCCCACAUCGGCACCUCCACAGGACGCCUGCUUCAGCUUGUGUUGACGAGAUCCAGCCCCAUCAUCUUUGCCAACUAUUCUUUGGUAGAGAACCAGAGGGUCUCCUCCAUCGCUGCUGUGUACUCCUCAGAGGAUCUCCUCUUUGUGGUUGGAGACAAGAUGAUUCAGGUGCCCCAGCGGGGGCCGGGCUGCCAGCACUUCAUGACUUGCGCCAUGUGCCUGACAGCCCCGAAGUUCAUGGGCUGCGGCUGGUGCUCUGGGGUGUGUUCGUGGGAGAGCGAGUGCCACAGCCGCUGGAGGAACGAGUCCUGCCCACCUGGGAUCACCGGGUUCUUCCCCCGGACUGCGCCGCCUGACGGCCAAACGGAGCUGACGGUGUGUGGCUGGGAGUUCCAGUCCCCUCUAAAGCCUCCUAUCACCACCAGGACCCACCAGGUCCGGGUGGGACACACCGCCUGCACGGUGCUUCCAGUUAAAAGCAACAGCACGCACUUAGUGUGUAAGAUUCGCUCCGGCGCCAGUGAGCUGUCCAAGCCCGUCAAGAUAACAGUGGAGGUGUAUGAAGGCAAGGUGGAGGGCCGCUACUCUAUUGGCGGCAAGGCAGAAAUGCCAGGGUUCACAUUUGUGAUUCCCAAUAUCACAAACAUCCGGCCGAACUACGGGCCUCAGGUCGGAGGAACGCUCAUCACAGUGACUGGGCCUCACCUGGACUCUGGGAAAACCAGGAGGGUCCAUCUGGACGGAGUGGAGUGCCCCAUACAAAGAGUCACAGAGCCAAAAAACAAUGUUUCAUCCAUCAUCUGUCUGUCCAAGCCCAUCUCCGAGGUGAGGGAUGUUCCCCUGAGUGUUUAUAUUGACAAGUCGCCGGUCCUCACUACAAAGGUGUUUUACUACAAGAAAAACCCGACGAUUACGGCCGUCGUGCCCGACUGUAGCUUUGACAGGGGUUCAAAGAUUGUGAUCGAAGGAGAGAACCUGGAUUCUGUUUAUCGUACCAUCAUCCACUUCAAGCCAAAUGAAAGCCACCUGAAACCUGUGACAGGGGAAUGCUUUGGCAAGUCGGCAACAAAGAUGGAGUGCGUCACUCCCGUGUUCCACAAAGAUGAGACUGAGGAAGGAGAGCUGUCCUUCGACAUGGACGGAGCGCUGGGUCUGUGGAAAAAAGAGUUUUCCUAUCACCCGUACGGCAAACCCAUACCCUUUGAAACAGAAGGACAUGUGCUCAGUUUGUACCCAGGUUUUGAUGAAGUGUCACUGCAUCAUCAGAAGCUGAACCUGGUGAGCUCCUGCAUGACCAUUAUCAUGACGGUGGCAGGUGUCGACUGUGAUGCUAAAGUCCUGGACAACGAAAUAACCUGCAGAAUCCCCAAAAACAUGACCAUUCCCAGCGAGGGACUGCCAGUGAAGAUCUCCAUUAACGGGCAGGUUCACAAUGUCGGGACGGUGGUGAGGGUCAGCAACCAUUACAUGGUGGGGAUAGUUCUGGGGAUUCUUGCCGCUCUGGUUGCUGGAGCCGUGCUGGCCUUUGUUGUCAUGAAGCACCUGAGGAAGAAGAAGAAAGCCUCCAUGGUGGAGAUGCGUUUGGCCCACAGCGCUAGUCGCUCUGGAACAAACAAUGUGGAGCUCUCCCCUGUUGGAGACUACAGAAGAGUAGUAUCUCUGAGUCCUCCCACCCCUCUGGUGGGUCCGGUGGUCUUCCCCAGCCUGGCCUAUGCUUCAGGCAGCAUAGAUUCGACCCUCACACCUCUGAUGCCCGCAGAGAAGAUCUCCAUCUCCAGUUUCAGGCCGGAGCUGCUGGAGGAAGUGAAGGACGUUCUCAUUCCUGCAGAGAUGUUGAUCGUGCAGCACCACCGGAUCAUAGGGAAGGGCCAUUUUGGAACUGUCUAUCACGGUUACUUCACAGACCCCAGCCACAGAGAAAUCCACUGCGCUGUCAAGUCUUUGAAUAGAAUAACAGAUGUCGACGAGGUUGAACAGUUUCUGAAGGAAGGCAUCAUAAUGAAGGGCUUCCACCACAGCAAUGUGCUGUCUCUGCUGGGCAUCCUCCUGCCCCAGGAAGGGCUCCCUCUGGUGGUGCUGCCGUACAUGAAACACGGGGACCUGCGGCACUUCAUACGCUGCGACAAGCGGAAUCCCACUGUAAAGGACCUGAUCGGCUUUGGCCUGCAGGUUGCCAAGGGGAUGGAGUAUUUGGCUCAGAAGAAGUUUGUACACAGAGAUCUGGCGGCACGCAAUUGCAUGCUGGACGAGUCGUACACGGUGAAAGUGGCAGACUUCGGGAUGGCCAGAGAUGUCUUUGACAAGGAGUAUUAUAGUAUUCAGGACCACAAGAAGGCGAAGCUGCCAGUCAAGUGGAUGGCUAUCGAGAGUCUGCAAACACAGAAAUUUACCUCCAAGUCUGAUGUGUGGUCAUUUGGUGUUCUGAUGUGGGAGAUGCUGACCAGAGGAGCCAGUCCGUACCCAGAGGUGGAUCCAUAUGACGUAACGCACUACCUACUGAAGGGCAGGAGGCUCCCCCAGCCGCAGUACUGCCCCGACCCGCUAUACAGCAUCAUGCUGCAGUGCUGGGACCCCGACCCAGAGCUGAGGCCCAGCUUCGCCACGCUGGUGUCGGCCGUCUCCACCAUCCUGACGGGCUUGGAGGGGGAGCACUACAUCAGCCUGAACAUCACCUACGUCAACCUGGACCAGCCGCAGCCGUACCCCGCCCUCACAGAGUCCGCUGAUGAGUAUGACUCAACGGACGUCGAAGACUCGGGCUCUGUGUCGUCCUGAUCCGCCGGU